Spea bombifrons (plains spadefoot toad) is the source of this 7672-nucleotide messenger RNA. It is a transcript of the gene KNL1, whose product is annotated as kinetochore scaffold 1. The coding region runs from base 105 to 7382 and encodes 2425 amino acids. NCBI's taxonomy places the organism in Eukaryota, Metazoa, Chordata, Amphibia, Anura, Pelobatidae. The record is from RefSeq and is a predicted model, not a curated record. Gene Ontology annotation, biological process: cell division; attachment of spindle microtubules to kinetochore; protein localization to kinetochore. Gene Ontology annotation, cellular component: nucleus. The transcript is spliced from 26 exons.
GGUUUAACCGUCGCCUCAGCGGAGCAUCGGGACAGCAGAACGCGGGAAGGGGGAAAGUCUGUGAGGUCAGCUUGAAGAAGCUGAAAGGUUUGUUGGUUGCAGAAAUGGAUGGGCAGUCUCUACCACAGAGCAAUAAAGACUUGACUGACCGCAGUAGAAGAAGAGUUUCCUCUAUUUUAAAAGCCCCUCGGAGCCCACUCAAAGAUCUGGGAUGUGGAAAUGAACUUUAUCAGGAUUUAACACUUGAUAAGAGAAGAAAAAGUUCUCGAAGAGUCAGCUUUGCAGAAACUAUAAGUGUUUUCGCACCAGAACUACAAUGUGCAGGAGAAGCUGCAGCCAACAGUAACGAUCACGAGGAGGGUGGAAAUAAUCCUAAAAAUGAAAUUCAAGAAUCUGCUAACACAGAUUACAAUAUUGCUGGAAUGGAGACAUUGCUUCAUGCUCCUAUUCAAACUACAGUUCUUCAGUCAGAGUGGGAACGUGGAGAUUGUCCCAAAGACAGGACCGUUUUUUUCUCAAGCAACAAUGAUAUGGACAUAACAACAAGUAACACAGUGACCAUUGAUGGCUAUCCUGAACUAAAAACACCAAAAAUAGAUAUAGGUUUGUUUCUCGCAAAUUUAAAAUCUCAAACUGAAGCCUUAAGCGAGAAUACAGAGUUUCAGUUUUCAAAAUCUGCUCAAACUAAAUUAGGUUUUCAGUCAACAGAAGCUUUAGUGCCUGCAAAAAGAAAGUUUGAUGACUUUUUGAGCAGUUUAAAAAUGGAUCCGCACGUGGCUCCCCUUUCAGACGAGGGUGAUAAAGAGAAUGUGUUUCCAUCUAGUUUACCUUCUGGAAGUUCUAGACAUUUGUUUUCGGGAUAUGGGAAUACGAUUCCAACCACCCAAGAAACUACAGGAAACGUGACAAAGAUUUUCAGAGAAUAUAACGAUGGACUUGAUUUAACCAAAUGUCACACAACUCAUAUUACUUCAUUUAUUCCAUUGGGCAACAAUGAAUAUGGAAGCAAUGGACUCGCUAAUAAACCAUCAAAGGACCAAAGCAGAGUUUUUGAGGAUGAUAUGGAUAUGACGUAUAGUCAUACUGUUCACAUAGACGCAGUGCAUGAGACUCCCAUUAUAAGCAAUAUUCAAUCUUUUACAAAAAAACAAUAUAAUGCAAACAACAUUGUCCCGUCUGAGAAGACCAUAGUUUUUACGGAGGCAAAUGAAAUGGAAUUUACAAAGAAUCAUACUUUUGCAUUAAACACAAUGUUGCCUCAGACACGGGAAGCCUCGCUUUUAGAGCUUACACCUGUUUCACCAGUGGAAGACAUGGAUUUUACCAAAAGUCAUACUGUAGCUAUAAAUGGCCAGAGUAUCUUUAACCAAUAUGCUACAAUGGAGUGCGAGAAAAUGUCCCAAAACCAGGAUAUCAAUAUAAUACAAAGUGUCACUCCUGAUCUCUACUCUGAAUCUAAUCUUAUGAACAAAGAGGGGAAAUGUGUUCUCGGUGAGCCAUUUGGACACCCAAACGCAGGUUUUGAUGAGCAAUUCAUGCAAGCAAAGUCUUUUGUGUUGAAAACAGAAUCCAAAGAUGCUAUAGGAUCAGCGGAACCAUACAAUGUUUCUAUUAUCUGCAAAAAUCCCCAAGACUCCAAUAUACCACAUGCACUGAAGGCCGGCAAAACAGAUAAAAGUAAAUAUGGAGGGCUACAGUUAUCUUCGCUAUCCAACAAGAGCACUUUAUUCUUGGCAGAUAAUGAUCUUCCUCCAACAAAAUGCCUACCACCGGAACUUCCUAGUAAAGAGAAUCAAUUCAAUCCAAAGUCAAAUCCUUUGUCCAAGAUCCACAAAAAGAGGGAGAGUGUAAAUGUUUUAAGCUUUUCUUGUGUACAUGACAAGACAGAACAUUUGCAGGAGGAUAUGGAGAUGACAAUAAAUGGUAUUCCUACCCCAUGCAGCAAGGAUAAAACCAUUUUGUUUUCACGUGACCAGCAAGACAUGGACAUUACUCAAUCGCAUACUGUUGUUAUUGACAGCAAAGGAUUUAUUGAUGGUAGACAAGUUCAUGAAAACAACACUUUCUCGGGUUUCCGCCGGAAAAGCGGCACCAGCCUUGUUGCUGCUAACUAUGAAGGUGGACUAUCCAAUUUUGAUGUCCGUACGGAUCUGUGUGAUGAUGAAACCGUUUUUGCCCCAGAAAAUGAAGAUGAAAUGGAAUUUACCAAGUCCUACACUGUUUCUAUUGAGAACAAAAUGGAUAAAGAAUCUGGCAACGGGAUUCCUCUGACCAAAAGACAAAGCAUGUCUGAAAAAGAAUCAUCUCCUCUAUCGCUAUGCGUAGAAUCACAAGGAAAGGCUAUGUUAUGUCCGUCUAACAAGAAUAUCAACAUUGUGAAACAAAGCACUACUGAUGAACGCUUUCGAUGUCUAGAUUAUGAGAAUAAUAAAAUAAUUGAACAGGUAUCUCAAGUUGCCACUAUGGAAUCUGAUAAGACACUUGUACUGGCAGUUGAAAUGGAACUAACCGAAAGCCACAACAUAAUAAAUACAAAAGAUUCUACAGAGACGUUUAGCCAACAUGGCCCAGUCGGUAAAAGCUUUGUUUGUGCACCUGAUAUACAAGAUGGCAUGGACAUCACAAAUUCACAUACAGUUUAUAUCGAUAACGUGUUGAUGGAUGAGAGACCUGUAGUUGCCGGUCAGCCUUUUUCUGUGAAAAGGAAAAGCACGACUGAUCUACUAAGAACUUGCGCCAACGAUAAGACUGCGCACGCUUUAAGUGAUUUCAUGGAACUUACCAGUGCCGAUGCUGGGCGGUUGUUUGAGGCACCGAUGCAUUCAGAGAGAGAGACAAAUCCAGUCUCUAGGCCUUCCCGGGAUAAGAGUCUGCUGUUUUUAAAUGACUCAAAUGCAAUGGAUAUAACGCGCUCGUACACGGUAGCCAUUGAAAACAAACUCUUUGAGAGAAACGGAAAUCCCAAUCCGGUAAUGAAAGCUGACCAAACAAAAUGUUCUGAAACCGUGUCUGCAUCUGCCAAUAAAACUAUUUUGAAAGAUGACAUGGAGUUUACCAAAAGCCACACAGUGUUUAUUAAUGGAAAUAAUCAGCUCCCCCUUUGUGAAAGCUCUACGUUGUCUGUGCGAGAUGAAAUGGAAAUUACAAAGUCCAAUACAGUUUUCAUUGAUAACAUACCAUCAGAUAUGCCCAAAGUAGACCUUCGUUCUCUUAAUGUUGUUAAAAGGCCCUUAACUAGCUCGCAAGUAUCAUGUGUAUCGCACGAUCGGACUGUACAUUCGGUUGAUGACAUGGAGAUGACAAUGCCUGCAAACACUGGUUUAACUGGAAAAAGGCAGCUGAAAACUGAGGAUGAGAGAACCAUUUACAAGUCUGUAAAAUCCCAGGACAAAACUUUAGUCUUUAAUUCUGAAGAAAGUCACAUGGACAUUACAAGAUCGCAUUCUGUUUCCGCUGAAAAUCAGCUUGUCGAUGAUGUAUACAAUAUUUGCAGUCUGGAAAGGAAAUGUCAAUUAAACCGUUCCAACUUGCACCUAGCGUGUAACAUGGACAUCACAAAGUCAAACACCGUAUUUAUUGACAAUCUUUUCGCUGAUGAAAUUCCCCAUAGAACAUGUGCUCCUGAUAAUAAAAUUGUAAAUUCACAUAGCACGGCAGGUCACUUUAUUAGUAAGAUACAGAACCAACCAGCUGGAAUAUCUGAGGGUUCGUCGGACAAAACUCUGGUGUUCUCAGAUGACAUGAAUGACAUGGAUAUAACAAGAUCGCAAACUAUUGUCAUUGAAAACAAAGUCUUUGAGGUAAACAAGGCACACAGCGCUAAUGUUAAAAAUACGUUAAUAAAUGACACCGAGGCUCUGUCCGUCAAGGAAACGAUAAACCCAAUUGAAGAUGAAAUAGAAUUAGACAAAAGCCGAACACUGCUAAUUGAUAAAAAUACUUCACAAGCACCGAAAGACACAUUUCCUGCAAGUAGAGGUGUUGCUGGUUUACUAUGUGACCAAGAGGAUGUCGAAAUGACAAAGACUAAUGCAGUUUUUAUUAAUAACACGCUAACUGAUGGAGAGUCCAAGGCAGGCCUCCUUUCUCUACCUUUUGUUAAAAGAAAAAGCAUAUCGUAUUCACAGAUAUUAAGUACAACUAGUAACGGUCAUCCAUCUCUUGAAGUGCAAAUGGUUCCUUCAAUGUUAAUUUGUGGUAGGCAGGCACAAGCAUCAGAAACGGCAUCAUCAAGGUCUUCUCCGGGGAAGAUGGCUUCCUCUGGCACAGAAAACAUUAUAACAAAAACACACGCUGACGUGGAAAACGGAGAAUUUGGUGAGGUGGCCACAAGAAACAAUGCCAGACUAAAAGACACAAAUGAACGGGAGAUCACUUCUGCAGAAGUGAAGAUGAAAGAUGGUCAUGAAAAUACCGAUGACGAUGUUUCUUCUAAUAUUGUCAGAGAAAUUAACUCAGCAGUGACUCAGGAUCAGAGCUUGUCCGCUACAAGUCUUAUGAAGCCUGCUCUAUCAAUUGACCGCACGGAUUUAUUUACAAAUAAUGCCCUGCUCAAAAAGGCGACUAUUCCAGAUGCUAAUGCGACCAGAAGUUUGUUAGAAACGGAGAUCAGCCGUGAUAUUGCGGGAAACUGUUUAAAGACCGGUGACCGUCUGGUUAAUAAUCGCAUAGAGUAUCAAGAUAGAGGCCAAAAGGACUGUGUGCCCUUUGAUAUACAAAAUGACUGCAUUACUCUGACAGAAGACAAAUCUUCUGUUCAGGAUAAAGAUACUUGCAGUUAUCGGGAUGACCAAUCGGAUAAAAAAGCAAGGCCGAAAUCAAAGAGGGUGUCGUUCAUGCUUCCAGAAAAAGCCGAUUUGUGUGUGCAUACGACUGAGGUUAUAGAUGAGACUAAUACUGUGAGGAAUCCUUUCAGUCAUAUUUCUCCUCGUUCAGAAACGCCUGUGCACUCGAUGGUUGGACGUAUUACUGACCGCUCGCCAAACGGCCCUACAGUGCAACAGAAAAACAUCGUUCCAGGAGAUUGUUGUAGUCUGCCUGACUGCGAAUUUGGUCUUUCACAUUCAGUUACAGACGUGAGUGUGACUGAAAGUGUAUAUCCUUGUGCUGGGAUUUCAGAGUUAUCAAAAAAUGACAACGGGAGACGCAGAAGUAUUGCCGACAUCCACUUAAAGAUAAAGAGCCUUGCACAAAAGUCUGAAAAGGUUCCAAGUCAUACCGCUCCAGUCUCUUGCUUUGUUGAUCAGCUGCCUACUCCUGAGGAAAAGUCUGGCGAUAGGCUGAGUACCAAUGAAGAAUAUGUUCUGGAUACAGAAAGGACACCCAGCAAGGAACCUAGUAUGGAAAAGAGGGAUGAACUUUUUAAAGAAGAUUCUAUCUCCCCUGCAAGAGCUAAUUCAAAAGAGAUGUGCUUGCCAAAUAUGCUUUCUGUGAAGAUUUUCCAGCCUAAAUUACCUCAAAAAAGGAGUUCUAGUAUACACAAUGUGCCAGAGCUGCAUCCUUCAGUUUCUGAAGCACAUGUUAACAGAAAAUCACAGAGCAUCUUCAAGGCGUUGCCGGAUGAUGCUCAGAAUAUUGACGAAGAGAUGCUACCGGUCUGUCCAGAGGACCCGGAUCCAAAUGGCUUGUUGCAUUUGGAGGUUCCAGAAGGGGCGUGGGAGGAGUUGUGUGAAAAAGAAGCUCUCCAUAUAGAUCUAGGUCAACCUUCAUUUAAGCCACAAGAAACCAAGACCGCUCAAAAGAGGGCUCGAGACACGGAGGAUGACGAAGCGUUCCGUAAGGAGAAGAGAGCUCGGCAGAACGAAGACGCUGACUCGCAGGGCACAGCGAUGUCAAUGGCUUGUAAAAGCCCAGAUGAGUACUAUACAAGCGAGUAUUCCGCUUUGCAUGCAACCAAAACUCUAGAGGCAACCAACUUUAGUGGUAAUAGCAGUUCAAUGGACUCGAGAGGCGAGGGCGUAUCGGUAGAAGGAAGCAGCCAGCAUUGUAGUCAGAUGGAUUCUCAGUUACCAUGGGAACCGGAAUGUCUAUGGCAGAAAUUCCAAGAAGGAACUAUUACAGUAAAGGAGUUCUUUACACUACUCAGGAUUCGGAUUCUAAUUCAGAAGCCGCGAUCUAGUGUAAUUCCUGCAAAUCUUGGAGGAAAUGAACAACAGAGUGAUGUGGUUGCCAUGCUAGAUCAGCAUCUAUACCAGCCCAAAUUGCAAGUGUACGAGGAGCACUUUAAUACAUUGUAUCAGACUGCAGAAGAGUUAAAAAUAUGUAUAGAAAUGCAGGAAAAGCCUUUAGCUGAAGUCAACAGCCUCCUUUGGGAAGCGAUAAGAAUGUGCUCUGAGGAUGAGAUAAUGUAUUUUGGCAUGAAAUUGAAAAGUCUUAAAGCCCUGUACACUAAGAGAAAUAAGCUGAUCGCUCACCAAGGGAAAGUGACGGUGUACAGUAAGUUGCUUCAGUCUCUACAGGAUCAGUGGGAGCAGCUACAGUCUAGAAUGAGUGAAGCAGAUAAACUUCUUCAAGAGGUUGAAAACUGCAUAUCGGGGUUAGAUAUGGAAACGGACAGACUGAAAGCAGAAUGUCUGGAUGGAAAUACUCCAUAUAAGGAUCAAGGGGUUCAAGUGCUCCAAAAUGAAAUUGAAGAUUUGAAACUCCAAGAAGAAAGUAGCUCGAAGAAAGGUGCACAAUUGGAAGAGCGCAAGCAACAGGUUUUAGGUGAACUAGGCCGCUUGCAAGAAGAAGCACAGACCCUGAACAAAUAUUUGCAGGAGAACAAUUUCACGGAAUGGACACUUGAUAGUUGGACGGAUGACCAGGCCAUUUUGUAUUUUCUCUAUGACUCUCUUGAACUUACUGUCCAAUUUGGUGACUUCAUAGAUGGUGUCAAUUGUAUUAACACACCCUGCAGGCAAAUUUCCAGUAUAAGAUUUGAGUCGCUGCUGAAUGAUACGGCUCCUUCGUCUUCUCUCCUGGUACAUAGAUUAAUUUUGCAUUCGAUUGAAAGAAAAGGUCAUCUUCACGAAAGUUAUAAGACUCAGCAAGAUCUGCCGCAGCUGCUAUUCGAUGUGUCUCUGAUAGUGAACCGGUGCCGGCUGCUGGGUGAAGAAGUUCAAUAUUUAAUAAAAUGGGGAGCAAAGUUUAAUCUUCUGAAAACCGAAGUAGACAACUCAAAAGUGAAGCUAGUGUUUUCAAGCGUGGCAGCCUGUGCGAAGUUCGAGCUUAUAGUACAUCUGUCGGAAUUGUACCCAAUGGUUCCCCUCUCCUUCACAGUCCAGAAUCUAAUUGGAAAAAUUGACCACGAUAAGAUAAGUGCCAUUUUUUCAAAGGUUCCUGUGGGUUUUGAGUACUUGAAGAGAGCCAUUUGUCAAAUAUAUACAAGUCUCCUGAUAUGAUCCUUCCUGUGCCCAGGAAAGACCUUUUCCGCCCAUACAUACUGAAGAUACUUUUAAAGAUUAUUAAUUUGAGUGCGUAUUUCAAGGACCUGUCUUAAAUUACCUGCAUAAGCUGUGGCUUGUUAAUGUGUUAGAAAACACACGAGUUCUCUUGUACAGAUGUCAAUGUAAAUGUUUUAAAUGGUUUGUAAAUAUUGCAUACAUUUUGUUUUGUUAGUGUUACGCAUUAUACCAUCCUUUAUAUAUAUACGUAUGUUUCAGCCCUUGUAUUUAAGCUCUUUAUCAUAUGU